Molecule: messenger RNA, 1701 nt
Organism: Gossypium raimondii (Peruvian cotton)
Lineage: Eukaryota; Viridiplantae; Streptophyta; Magnoliopsida; Malvales; Malvaceae
Exons: 4
Coding region: 1-657 (218 amino acids)
Source: RefSeq, a predicted model, not a curated record
AUGGGCCAAGUUGUGGUUGUUGAAUUGUGUGAGGUGAAGGAAAUCAAACGAAGGAGAUUGACCAUACAGUUUGUGAUGAAGGGAGAGGACCAUUGGUGGGGAUUUGUGGAUGAGAUACCAAAGGAGCUUGUGCCAAUGGACAAUAGUGUAAGGGCUCUCUACCUCUCAUUUCCUUCUCAUUUCAUUUCCUCUUCGUCCAUCAACAUCAGCCUCUCUUCCUCAUCUUGGGUGUGCUUCUUCUUCUUGGGUGUGCUUGUUAUCAACAGGCAUUGUUGCUGUCUAUCCUCUCUUCGCUUAUCACCGUCAACGCCGCGGCGGCCGCCGGAUGGUUGCUCUUCCAAAACCCAUACCACGCUUCUUGUUGAGACUUACCAUCAACACCGGAGGCUCAGGGCUUUAAUUGAAAAGCUGGAGAAGGAGGGCUCUUGCCCUAUGCAAAUACUUGGAGAUGAUGGAGAUUGGACCAAAAAUGAUUUCUGGGCUGCAGUUAAAUUUCUUAGGCAUGCCUUCAGAUCCAAUGAAAUCCUCAAGGUCGAGCUUGAUUUGACGAUGGUUAAGAUGAAUUCAAGUUUUUUCAAGCUGAAGCCAAAUAGCUUUUGUAAUACAAGUGUUUCUUUUGCUCUCUCAGAUUUACUAAGGUUGGAGGUUAGUUUUUAGUGCUCUUAAAACCCGAAACUUAAGUGGUUUUGCUUGUUGAGUUUGUCACUUCUUUCUUCAAUGUUUCUAUCUAUCUUUUUUUUUCUUAAUUUUGAUGUUAUAGGCUGUAAUUUGUUUGCAAUAGUUUGUGAUAGGCUUACGAAGCAUUUUUCUUCAUUAACAUCAACUUCCUUAGUUUUGGACUCUAUAUUCAUUUUAUUUUUAAGGUAGUGUUAUAUUAAAUGGUAUCCCUUCAUGUAAUAACAGACAAAUGACAAAAUCAUAUCUAAUAUUGUAAAUAGAUUCAUGAUCACAACAAGACAGUUAAUACCUUUGUAUUUUCCAAAAGAGAACUUAAUCGUUGAUUUUAGUAUAAAUUUACGUUUGUUUGUUGGUUUGUAGGUGUAUUUUGAUUCAAUUGAAUGAUAAUGUUUAAUUUUGUGUCCUAGGUAAUCACUCCCCUUUUUCAUAUGUAUUAUAGAUCAUUUGUUUGUUGGUCUGUACAUGUAUUUGUGCUGCUAUUACGAGCAUUUUUUGUUUAUGCAUUUUGAAUUGGCUCAAGUUUUCUUAUACUUCUUUCUCAUGCUUAUUGAUUUGUAAUUUCAAUGAUUGUUUUCUGACCUUGUUUGAUUGAUUCUAGUGUGAAUCCCAACCAGCUUCAGUUUCAGGUUGCUUCUUGUACUAUCGCAUAUUGAUAGGGAGUUAUUGUCUAUAAAAUUAUCAAGCUUGCAAGAUUUUAAAAUUCGUUUUCUAACUAGAAAGCAGCCCAGAUAUUCUUGUGAAUUUGAACUGCUAGUCAUUGUCUGUCGGCUAAAACUCACUUCAUUUUUGGGCUACACACAGUGACCUUUUAAAGUUCUUUUUCUGUAUUAAAUAUAUGUCUAUCCAUUUGCAGGUUUUAUGAAUUCUCUCUACUCCCAGCCCUUUGCUUAGUUCAACAAACAGCCACUAAACUUGUAGGCUUCUCAGAAGGAACAUGGCUCCCAAAACCAGAAACUUCAAUUUAAUGGUUAAGAAAAAGGAUGCAUAGGCUUUAACAGGUUAUAGUGUUUACAAUUAGCAACU